UCUAAACAAAUCCACAUUGUGUGCGGCCAAGCCAUGAACGUCAAGAGAGACCAACAGUACACAUCUCCACCGUCUCUCCUAACCGAGACCAUACCUAUCAUUGACCUAAGCGAUCCAAAUGACGAGCUAGUAACACAUAAACUGGUGAAAGCCAGCGAAGAGUGGGGGGUUUUUCAGGUGGUUAACCACGGCAUUCCGGUAUACCUAAUGCAGCAGCUUCGAGAAUUGGGGAGGCAGUUUUUCGAGCUCCCGGAGUCCGAAAAAGAAUCCGUCACAAGGCCAGCUGACUCCCAAGAUAUAGAAGGUUACUUCACCAAGAAUCCAAAACAUUUAAAGGCUUGGAACGAUCAUCUGAUUCACAAUCUCUGGCCACCAUCUUCUAUCAACUAUAGAUAUUGGCCUAAGAAUCCUGUAGAUUACAGGAAGGUAACGGAGGAGUACACAAGGAAUGUUACGAAGCUAACGGACAAGAUUCUUGGUUACUUAUCGAAGGGGUUAGGGUUACGGCGUGAGGCCUUGAAAGAAGGUCUAGGUGGCGAUAAAAUAUUGUAUUUGAUGAGGAUCAAUUACUAUCCACCGUCGGAUUCAGUCAUUGGAGCACCGGCGCACGCAGAUCUCUGUGCGCUCACACUUAUCAUCUCCAACGAGGUUCCUGGCCUUCAAGUGUUCAAGGGUGACCACUGGUUCGAUGUUGAGUAUAUCAGCUCAGCCAUCGUUGUACUCAUCAGUGAUCAGAUCAUGAGGAUGAGCAACGGGAGGUACAAGAGCGUGUUACAUAGAUCAGUAAUGAAUAAGGAAAAAACAAGAAUGUCGUGGCCGGUCUUGAUAGAGCCUGAUCAUGAUUUGGUCGUUGGACCUUUGCCUGACCUAACGGGAGAAGAGAAUCCUCCCAAGUUUGAGUCUUUAGCUUUUGAAGACUACGUACACCGUAAGCUCAACAAGCUUCUUCGUGAUUGAUGUCAUGACCUACUACUACAACUUCAAUUAUGAACAUGUGUUGUGACAAGACUAUGGCACUAGCUAUAACAUUUAGACUACAAUCUCUAUCUAUCAUAGUUUCUAUGUUUUUCUUAUUUAAGAUAUUCGGUUGAACGGACAUUACUUGUUUUUUGAAAUGGUAAAGUGAAUGGAAAUCCAUUCAUUAUAAAUAA
Messenger RNA from Capsella rubella, 1151 nucleotides. Its product is annotated as probable flavonol synthase 6. The transcript is spliced from 3 exons. The coding region runs from base 34 to 957 and encodes 307 amino acids. Lineage: Eukaryota; Viridiplantae; Streptophyta; Magnoliopsida; Brassicales; Brassicaceae. The record is from RefSeq and is a predicted model, not a curated record.